AUGAGCGUCCGGACGCCACCCGGACUCCUGGAACUGGCGGGGAAGAGCCUGCUAAGGGACGAGGCCCUGGUCAUCGCAUCUCUGGAGUAUCUGCCCACUGAGCUCUUCCCGCCGCUGUUCAUGGAGGCGUUCUGCGGGAGACACAGCGAGUCCCUGAAGGCCAUGGGGCUCGCCUGGCCCUUUGCCCGCCUCCCUCUGGGGGGCCUGAUGCAAAUGCCUCAGCACAAGGCCUUACAAGCUAUAUUGGAUGGGCUUGACAUCCUGCUCGCCCAGAAGGUUCGCCCCAGGAGGUGGAAACUGAAGGUGCUGGAUUUACGGAACACUGGUCAGAACUUCUGGAGCAUGUGGUCUGGAGCCAGGGCCCAGGAGCCCUCACUGAUGGGACCGGUGGCUGAGGCCAGGUCCAGGAUGAGGAAGCGCUUGGGCCCCUUGGAGGUAUUCAUAGACCUUAGCUUCAGUGAUAGGAUCCAGGAUCAGUUCUUCACCUACCUCAUCUGGUGGGCCAAGCAGAGAGAAGGGUCCCUCCACCUGUGCUGUAAGACCCUGAAGAUUUUUGCAGUGCCCAUCAAGAAGAUUAAGAAGGCCCUGGCUAUGGUGCAGCUGGACUGUAUCCAGGUGGUGGAAGUGAACUGCACCUGGAAUCUGUCCACCCUGGGGAUGUUUGCUCCUUACCUGGGUCAGAUGAGUAACGUGCACACGCUGUUUCUCUCCCACAUCCACAUGCAGGCCUCCGAAGAGGAGGAAAAGGAGAGGCAUGUCUCCCAAUUCACCUCUCAGUUCCUUAGGCUGCACCACCUCCGGAGGCUCUAUAUGGAAUCUCCCUCCUUCCUUGAAGGCCGGCUGGACCAGAUGCUCAGCUGCCUGCAGACGCCCUUGGGGACCCUCUCAAUAACUAAUUGCCUGCUUACUGAAUCAGACUUGAAGCAUCUGUCUCAGUCCCCAAACCUCAGUCAGCUGAAGGACCUGGAUCUGAGUGGUGUCACCCUGACCGAUUUCAGUCCCAAGCCUCUUCAAGCUCUACUAGAGAAAGUUGCAGCCACCCUGCAGGACCUGGACUUAAUUUAUUGUGGGAUCGUGGACUCCCACGUCGAGGCCAUCCUGCCUGUCCUGAGCCGCUGCUGCCAGCUCAGGACCUUUAGCAUCUCUGGGAACCCCCUCUCCAAGGCCAUGGUGGAGAAGCUGCUACGUCACACGGCCGGGCUGCGCAGUUUAAGCCUAGAGCUGUACCCUGCCCCUCUGGAGAGUUACGGCUCCGAGGGGGCUCUUGAGAUGGGGAGAUUUGUCCAGAUUCGGGGGGAGCUGAUAGAGAUCCUGAGGGACUUAGGACAGCCCAGGACUAUCUGGCUUAGCACCAGCCCCUGUCCUCACCUUGGCAACAAGACGUUCUAUGACAUGGAGCCCAUUCUAUGCCCUUGCGAUAGCCCUGCUUAG
Molecule: messenger RNA, 1431 nt
Organism: Hipposideros armiger (great roundleaf bat)
Lineage: Eukaryota; Metazoa; Chordata; Mammalia; Chiroptera; Hipposideridae
Product: PRAME family member 9/15-like
Exons: 3
Coding region: 1-1431 (476 amino acids)
Biological process (GO): negative regulation of apoptotic process; negative regulation of DNA-templated transcription; positive regulation of cell population proliferation
Cellular component (GO): cytoplasm
Source: RefSeq, a predicted model, not a curated record